Molecule: messenger RNA, 903 nt
Organism: Zymoseptoria tritici IPO323
Lineage: Eukaryota; Fungi; Ascomycota; Dothideomycetes; Mycosphaerellales; Mycosphaerellaceae
Exons: 2
Coding region: 1-903 (300 amino acids)
Source: RefSeq, a predicted model, not a curated record
AUGUUCGCCUCAAUCAAGAACAAGCUCAAAUCAUCAUCGUCGUCCGCGGGCAAUAGCAGUAUGAAGCAGUCGUCAAAUUCACACCCUCAAAACAACAGCACACCGUCGACCAGGCGGCCAGCACCUGUUCGAACACAAGACAUGGACGAUGCGCCACCACCUGCAUACUCACCACCUGCAAACGCCGCCGCGACAUCACAAAUCCCAAGCAUAGCAGUCACACAAGUCGCCGACGACCCCUAUGCCUUUCUCGGCAGUUUCGACACGAUCUUCCUCGUCGACGACAGCGGCUCCAUGGUCGGAAGUCGCUGGCACGAGACCGCCGAAGCACUCGAAACCAUCACACCAAUCUGCACCGCGCACGACGCCGACGGCAUCGACAUCUUCUUCCUCAACCACCCAGACUCCGCCUUCCACCACAACAUCACGCAAUCCUCCAUCGUGCGCGAGAUCUUCCAGACCGUCCGACCCAGCGGCGGCACGCCCACUGGCCAGCGCCUCAACCAGAUUCUCAAACCCUACCUCCGCCGCGUCCAAGCCAAUCCCGACGCCACGAAACCUAUCAACAUCAUCUGCAUCACCGACGGCGAACCCUCCGACGACGUUGAGAGCCCGCUCAUCGCGGCGGCGAAGAAGCUCGAUAAGAUCGACGCUCCGGCGUGGCAGGUGGGCGUGCAAUUCUUCCAGGUCGGUAGGGACGAGACUGCGAAGAGGCACUUGCAGCAAUUGGACGAUGAGUUGGCGGAGAUUUCGGGCGACGAUGAGUUGAGAGACAUUGUGGAUACGGUGCCGUUUAUGGGAAGUGAGGGCGCAAGGUUGAGUGGCGAGGGGAUCUUGAAGGUCGUGCUUGGGGCGGUGAAUCGGAGGCUGGAUCGCAAGAAGGCUAAGGGGCUUCAUCGGUGA